UCAUCCGUGAUCACCAUUCACCAUAGCCAACCUAUCCAAUAUAAAAGGACGAGAAACUAAAAUCGCUCAACACAAUGCAGAGUCACAUAUAUAUUAUUUAAAAUCCAACAAUAUAAAAUUCAUUUUCCACAAACUCUUGUUGUAAAGUCCAAAGGGAGAGAUAAUGGUGGUGGAGAGAGAUAUCGACCAUCUUCCAAAGAAUGCGGCAAACUACACCGCUUUGACGCCGUUAUGGUUCUUGGAAAGGGCGGCUAUGGUGUAUCCCAACAGAAAAUCUUUAAUUCACGGCUCCGUUGACUACACAUGGCUCCAGACUUAUCGCCGUUGCCGUCAACUGGCUUCUGCUCUUACUAAACGUUCCAUUACUUUUGGAAGCACGGUUGCUGUGAUUGCGCCAAAUGUUCCUGCUAUGUAUGAAGCUCAUUUUGGAAUUCCAAUGGCUGGAGCUGUUUUAAAUGCUGUCAAUGUUCGUUUAAAUGCAGACACAAUUGCUUUUCUUUUGGGCCAUUGCUCCGCUGCAGUUUUCAUGGUGGACCAAGAAUUCUUUCCAUUGGCUAAGGAAGCUUUAGAAAUUUUAGAAAAUAAGAGCGAAGGAAAAUCAAAUCGACCACUUAUUGUAGUUAUUGCUGAUAAAAACUGUGAUCCUGCCCCAUUCCAAUAUGCUUUAGAGAAAGGGGCAGUUGAAUAUGAGAAUUUCUUGGAAACUGGUGACCCAGACUUCCCAUGGAAGCCACCACAGGAUGAGUGGCAGAGUAUUGCUCUGGGUUAUACCUCUGGUACGACAGCUAGUCCUAAAGGAGUGGUGCUUCAUCAUCGUGGUGCAUAUCUUAUGGCUCUAAGUAAUGCCGUAGUUUGGAGUAUGAAAGAGGGAGCUGUGUACCUUUGGACUCUACCAAUGUUUCACUGCAAUGGUUGGUGUUUCACUUGGACACUAGCAGCAAUUUGUGGGACCAACAUAUGCCUUAGACAGGUAACUGCAAAGUCUGUUUAUUCUUCCAUAGCUCACCUUGGUGUGACCCAUUUCUCUGCUGCGCCUGUGGUGCUCAAUACCAUAGUUAAUGCUCCAAAAGAGGAGACCAUCCUUCCCCUGCCUCGGCUAGUACAUGUAAGCACUGCUGGUGCUUCUCCUCCUCCUCCUGUUCUUGCUGCAAUGACUCAACGUGGCUUCCGUGUCUUACACACUUAUGGACUUUCUGAAACCUACGGCCCCUCCACUAUAUGCACAUGGAAGCCUGAGUGGGAUUUACUUCCCACAGAUAUUCAAGCGCGUCUCAAUGCACGUCAAGGUGUCAGAUAUGUAAGCCUGGAGCAUCUGGAGGUAGUUAAUCCAACGGACAUGAAACCUGUUCCAGCCGAUGGGAAAACAAUGGGAGAAAUCAUCUUCAGGGGUAAUGUUGUGAUGAAAGGCUACCUGAAGAACCCGAAAGCCAAUGAAGCUGCUUUUGCGGGAGGCUGGUAUCAUUCCGGUGAUCUUGCUGUAAAACAUCCAGAUGGAUAUAUUGAAAUAAAAGACAGAUCAAAAGACAUCAUCAUAUCUGGUGGUGAAAAUAUUAGUAGUGUUGAGGUCGAGAAUAUACUAUAUCAACACCCAGCAAUACUGGAGGUCUCCGUUGUUGCAAGGCCUGAUGAGCAAUGGGGAGAGUCACCUUGUGCAUUUGUGACAUUAAAGCCUGAUGUAAAGGAAACGGAUCAGCAACAGAUUGCAGAUGAUAUUAUGAAAUUUAGUCGAUCAAAGAUGCCUAAGUACUGUGUCCCGAAGUCUGUGUUUUUUGGACCACUGCCAAAGACAGCUACAGGGAAAAUACAGAAGCACCUAUUAAGGGCAAAGGCAAAGGAGAUGGGAUCGCUGAAGAAGAGUAGAUUGUAAAUGUAACACGAUCGACUGGUUGCCUGAUUUGUCUUUGUUAUUUUAAGACGUGUGCUGCUUGAAGUGCUCAGUCUAUGCAUCUCUGUGUAUUAUGAUCCUCCUUGUAGAUAAAUAAGGUUAUGUUUCAAAUUUUUGCUAGAUAAUUAAGGAAGAACACUAUGUAAGUUUUUCUUAUCAUCAACUAUUGGUGUUGAUUGUAUUUUCAAUUAAAUGGGAAAUUUUAUCUUUAUAUCA
Messenger RNA from Solanum dulcamara, 2101 nucleotides. RefSeq names its product acetate--CoA ligase CCL3-like. Lineage: Eukaryota; Viridiplantae; Streptophyta; Magnoliopsida; Solanales; Solanaceae. The coding region runs from base 164 to 1867 and encodes 567 amino acids. The record is from RefSeq and is a predicted model, not a curated record. The transcript has 3 exons.